Molecule: messenger RNA, 1442 nt
Organism: Drosophila erecta
Lineage: Eukaryota; Metazoa; Arthropoda; Insecta; Diptera; Drosophilidae
Exons: 2
Coding region: 506-1396 (296 amino acids)
Source: RefSeq, a predicted model, not a curated record
GGUCCGGGUACGUAAAUGCCGCGUGCUCAUCACUCGCAGACACUUUAGAAUGCAGCCAGUAUCUUUAAGAUGCGAAAGAUGGACGGAGAUCUUAAGUGGCGUAAAAGCGAAAACGGGAGUACUGACGAUUCGGGGAGAUGUACGGAUUUUAAGAACAAGAUUUUCUUUGGCUCUGUACCUUGAUCUCCAUCACUUUGCCAUGCCCAAAGGAUACAGAAAGUUCAAUCUCCAAGUUAAACAUGCUCAGUCCGAUUAAGAAUUUGACCGAUAAUAAAAUCUUACAGGGGUGGAAUUUUUGUAACUCAAAGUUUUCAGCAAAUAUAGGUUUGCAAGGGGUGAUUAAUAUCUCAAAUGAUUAUUAAAGUCAAUACAUUCGAACUGCAAAAAGUCAAAUUCGUUGUUUACUAUUCAUUGUUGUUACAAAUAUUUUGGGUUAGUCAGCUUUGAACUAAAAUUCAACAUCAACUCGAAUGAAACCCAUAGGUAAUACAAUCCAACUAUCUUCAUGCGAAUACGAGGAGUGUUGGCCAUGUAUCUGAUGUUUCUUCGCCUGCUCUUCCACUGCACCAACGGUCACUUAUUGCGACACAGAUCCCUGCACAAGCGAAUGAUCAAUCCCCGUGAGCUCUUAAACGAUUUUGCUGCAAUCAAGGAACUAGGAACCAGCGAUUCUGGUAGAUCAGUAGCUUUGUACGAUAAUGGAGGAGCUUUGCCAGGAUCAGGAGCAGAAACGGGAGCAGGAACAGGUCCUCCCAAGGAGAGCUCCAGCAAGGAGUGCAACAUGCAGACAAAGUGCAAUGUUAAGUCGAUCAUUACUCCCGGAGAUCCCAAGCAAAAGUCCUCGAUGAUCGCCAUGAAAGCUGCCCAGGAUGCAAAGGCGGCCAGUGAAGCACAAUCGGCCGCUGGCCUUGCUGCAGCCCAACACAUCAAGAUGGAACUCGCGGAGAAGGCCUUUCAGUCGGCCAAGGCCGCCGAGGCAGCUCUGAUGGGCAAGCAGAUGAUGCUCGAUCAGCUGGAGCAGGAGGUCCACGAAGCUAGUGCCGUAAUCGAGGAGGAGACCAACUCCAUCCAGCACACGGAGGCCAAUAUGAAUGCCGCCGUGGAGGCCGUUAAGGUCGCCAUGCAGCAAUUCGAGACCAUCAACGAGCUGCAAAAGACCUCCAAGGAGGCACUGGCCAAUAUCCAGACGGUGGCCAUAGGAUCGCAGCAGGAAAUGGCCACCAAGUCGCAGCUCCUGGAAGCCGCUCGCAACCGGUUGGCCGUGCUCCAAAAGCAUUUGGUGAGUGCCCACGACGACUAUGAGAAGACCAAGCAGGCCGCCUACAAGGCAGCCUGUGCCGCCGUGGAAGCCAAACAGAGGGCUGGACCCUCAUACCCACAAUAUUAUAUUUUUUAAAUCGAUAUACCUUAAGGCAGCUUUAAUAUAUAAUUGAUCCAACGAA